AGCAAGAUGUCAGGGGUAGAAACAGCUUUCCGUAAAUUUGCAGUGUAUGGUGACACAGCUGCCAGUGGCAAUGACAUGACAGGGAAAAACUUCUCCAAGAUGUGCAAGGAGUGUGGUGUGAUGGAUGGAAAAGCUGUGACCAGCACUGAUGUUGACAUCGUCUUCAACAAAGUCAAGACCAAGGGUGCCCGCACCAUCACCUUUGCUGAAUUCCAGCAGGCCAUGAAGGAGCUCUGUGGAAAGCGCUUCAAGGGCAAAUCACCGGAGGAAGCGCUGCAGGCUGUGUAUGGCCUCAUUGAGGGGAAGGAGCCUGGCCAUGUAGGUGCCACGAAAGCCACCAAGGUUGGUGGGGUCGAGAGGCUGACAGACACUAGCAAAUACACCGGCACCCACAAAGAGCGUUUUGAUGAGAGUGGCAAAGGGAAAGGUCUUGCUGGCCGUGAGGAUCUGACAGACAACAGUGGCUAUGUUGGAGCCUACAAGGGAGCUGGCACAUAUGACAAGACACACUAG
Molecule: messenger RNA, 513 nt
Organism: Indicator indicator
Lineage: Eukaryota; Metazoa; Chordata; Aves; Piciformes; Indicatoridae
Product: tubulin polymerization-promoting protein family member 2-like
Exons: 3
Coding region: 7-513 (168 amino acids)
Biological process (GO): microtubule polymerization; microtubule bundle formation; positive regulation of protein polymerization
Cellular component (GO): microtubule
Molecular function (GO): tubulin binding; calcium ion binding
Source: RefSeq, a predicted model, not a curated record